AUGCCUAGCUUCCUCGCAAAUCUGCCGAGUACGUCCAAACAACAUGCCGCUACGAACACUGCCAGUGCUCAGAAAGGGAAAGGUGCUACCGCCAGCAAAAAGAAGAAUUACAUGGAUGAGUUACAGGAAGCCGAAAAAAGGAGAGACCAGACUAUAAAAUUUCACAUCGAAUAUGGGAACGGAAUGGAACAGUAUAACAUCAACCCUGAUUUAGGCCUGCCAGAAACGAGCGACAUAAGUCUGGGUAUCGCCUGCGUCACUGAGGCAAUCAGUCAGAAUAAAGCAGUCAAAUUCGCUCUCUACGAUACGUUUCAGUUCGAGAACUACCUUCAAGCCAUCACUACAAGACAAGAGGGUAAAGAUUUGGAUUUUGAGGGGUUCAAAAUUCGCCGUACUCGUUCUCCUAUAUACAUAUGCUACACCGACUUCAAGGUCUUCAAAUCCAUAAACAAGGAAACGGGCAAAAAGGAGGAGCAUCAUGAAGGUCAUCACAUUCUGGCGACAGCUCAUCGAGAGCUAGAUACCCGGGGUAAAAUCAUCAAAAGGAUCAGAUACUACGAUAGCGCGCCAGAAUGGCUCGAGGGCAUGCGUGACGUGGUAUUCGAGAGGACAAAGGAGGUCUUGAAGCCAUGGGGAGGCCCCAAGACGGACGCUGAAUCCAGGUGGGCAUGUGAGUGGGUACCGGUCGUGUUCCAGGGCACCGACAAGUGCGGCAUCCAUGUCAUUCUCAACGCUUGGACGCUCGCCCUGGGCCUCCAGCCGUACUAUGCACCGAAAAGGGGGUUAGCCGAUCGGUUCUACCAGCAUGCUUCGCGCCUCAUCAGUUGCGCCGUGCACGGCGAAGUCAGCAGCGAUCUCAUCAUGGCCUUCUUCCGCUUCUGGGGAUUCCUGGCGGAUCCGGACAGCGAUCCGCCGCCGGAUCGACGCUUCAAAAACACCUACGGCGUCCACAACGUUGCGUCGUUCGUCGACGGGACGGUGCGGGCUCCGCGCAUGUCGUCGUCGCCGCUGGACCCAGCCACAUCACUGCCGGGUGUAGCCGGGCCUUCGACUGCGGCAGCCCAGAUUUUAGGUCCGGACCAGCUUUCAAUAUCAAGAAAGUCUUCGAAUGAAACCAUCUACGUUGAUUCAGAGGGAGAUCUCAGUGACCCUGAUUCCCAGGACGAGGGCAAUCCAGACAAAAAGCAUGAUCACGACGGAGAGGAUAAUCCCGAUCAAGGGGACAAUUCCAACGAAGAGCAGAGUUCCAAUGAACAACACUCUCGAGCUUUCUGGCCAGAGGGCGCGGAGAAAUAUCCUUGCCGGUUUUUGGAAGAAAGCCUACGACGUGCGGACCGAAUUGCGGACCUCGUUAAAGAGAGGGAGAAUCCACCAGACGACGUAAAUGGCCCAUUCAUUAAGCUAAACAAUCGAUGGAUGUGGUGCGCCAGCAUAGCAUCCGUCACGGAGGCGAUUAGCUUGAAUGGCUAUGAACAGAAUCCUUAUCUCGAUUCAGAGAUAGAGAAUGACGGCACGGAAGAUCGCGACUACACCGUCAGGGACUAUGAGAAAGAUUUUACCGAAGACCAAAAGGAAGAUGCAGAGGAUCUCAUGGCAGCAGUCAAAAAGAAGCAGAAAGAACAUCGGACCGAGAAGAGAAUCUUCUCCUUUUACGGCCUCCAUUGCUUGAAAAGGGCUGACUUGAACGUGGAGAAGGCUCCAGGAUUUGGGGUUCUGCGCAGGAUGGAGCCCAUCAUGAUUCCAAUCUCCCGCAGACAUCUAGUAUACGCCACCUCGCAUCCUGAAGAGGAACUUCCAAGGAUAACGCACUACUGGGUCGAGUCCUUGGAAUCUCCCGGCCUCCCAAACCGUCGCGAGAGAUUUAUUCAAGAGGAUAUUGUGAGAGUUCUGCUAAAAGACCUGAACUGGGGCCCGGAACAGGAAGUGGAGAAAAGGUUCGCACGGAAUGACAUUUGGAACCUCGUAUCCCCGGUCGACCCCAACCUGCUCCUCCCACCGCAGAUGCGCCAGGAAAAAGAAGUGGCCCACCUCGUCCUCACCGCGUGGACCAUCGCCCUCGGCUUCCGCCCUCCUUCCACGCCCGUCAUCACCGCCGACCACAGCGACCACUACUCCAAAAUCGACUAUCUCAUCCUGCGCGCGGCGCAGGGCCUCGUCGACUCGGCUACUAUCUUCGCCGGCCUCCGCUGUCUGGGCUGGAUUCCGAAGGGCGUCUUGGCGCCGCCUGAGAGCGUGCGCUUCGACAGGACGAUGUCGUUCGGGUGGAAUCCGGACGACAUGAGUGAUUAUUACGACUAUAAGAGAAGAGAAGUCCCAAGGGAGGAACUUCAAGCUCGUUUGAAAGCUCUGAAAGGCAGGUUCAAUGACGCAUCGGAGAAGCUCGGCGAGGCCCGUAGAGAGUACGAGGAGAGAUACGACGAGCCAUAUGACGAGGAUAAUGUGUCGAGGAGAUCGGCGAUGACGUCGAUCGAGGAAGAGGAGGAUGAGCUGGCCAAGCUCAUAGGGGCGGCCGAAGAGGCUUACGCGAACGAAAAUGCUGCGAGAGAAAUGCUCGACGAAGAAAGAGAAGGGCUAAAGAGGAGGAUCGCAGAGCUGAAGUCGCUAGACGUCGGGUGUCGUGGCCACGCCAUAUGGAAUGACACCAAGACCCCGGCUAAGGCGCUGGAUCCCGAGGGUGAAGACUCGGAGUACGGGGAUGAGUGGCUGCGCCAUGCUGAGCUGGAGGCGGCGAAGCGAGCGUUCGAGGACGGGAAAUCUAGGUACGGCGCUGCGAUUAAGAAUCUUCCGGUCACGAUGGCCAAGGACCAGGACGAGGGGCUCCGACGGCUGCACGCGCCGGAGGUGCAGGAACUGACUGCAGCCGCUGAUACUCCCACACGCCUGCCCCCACAAGCACCACUACGGACAACACCACCGGCGACUGAAGAUGGCGGCACGGCGAGCGCUGCGGAGGACCCGAGGGGGCUGAAGAGAUCGUACGAGGAAUUUGCGGAUGAGAGGCUAGUGGUGGAUCCUUGCAGUGACGAGUACGAUGAAUUGAAGAAGAUACAUUAUAGUCGGGGCACAUCGGCUGGCAACACUGUUUAG
Lasiodiplodia theobromae is the source of this 3087-nucleotide messenger RNA. RefSeq lists its product as uncharacterized. The coding region runs from base 1 to 3087 and encodes 1028 amino acids. Lineage: Eukaryota; Fungi; Ascomycota; Dothideomycetes; Botryosphaeriales; Botryosphaeriaceae. The transcript is spliced from 2 exons. The record is from RefSeq and is a predicted model, not a curated record.